Rodentolepis nana is the source of this 2040-nucleotide messenger RNA. NCBI's taxonomy places the organism in Eukaryota, Metazoa, Platyhelminthes, Cestoda, Cyclophyllidea, Hymenolepididae. The record is from the annotation of a GenBank genome assembly.
AUGUUCGAGACCAUAACUAAUUACGCACUUAACAAUUCGCUUCAUGGUCGUGAAAGACAGGCUGUCAAGGCACAUAGGACGACUGAAAAAUUGGAUUUGAUCCCAUAUUUUGAUUAUCUCCUUAAUCAAAUUAGCAUUGUUCGUGCUCCUCUUCGUUCCUACCGAAAAUUCCUUGAAAACUACCAGAGUUACAUCAAGUUGUCUUAUCGUGAAAAAGUUGAAAAAGGUUCAGAAAACUGUCCUUUAAAUAACCUUAUUGCUUUACAACAACUUUGUGGAAACAUUCAACUUGCCUUUGCUGAUGAAGUUGGAACUUUUAUUCGAUUAUUAAAAGACUGGGAAAACCAGUGUGAUCAGAUUAUGAAGGCAAAGCACGACCUUCAGAAAGCUCAAAUCCAGAAGGAUAAGGAUAGGCAACGUGGCAACGAAGUGUACAAAGCCUCAGAAAUUGCGUAUCUUAACCAGAGGGAUGAGCUUUAUAAAUUACUGGGUCGUUUCCAUUCCACUGAGCUCGAAAAUCGUAAAAAAACGAAGGAAUUUCAGAUGAAACAAGCCUUUUUUCUGCAUAAUUGUGCCUCUCAAUUUGAAGGAAGCGAUCCAAACUCUCAAACCCCCUCAAUUCCCUCUCCUCGGUUCUUCGGAGCGCCCUUAGAAGGUCAGUUAAACGCGGACGGCUAUUCAAUAGUCAUGCGAAGUGCUAUUGACUAUCUUACAAAAACCAAGGCUUUUGCUCAGGAGGGCAUCUUCCGGGUUCCAGGACAAGUCAGUCGUAUCAACUUGUUGAAGGAUGCCUUCGAGCAAAACUUGGCAGAUGAAAAGCUCUUUGAGCACUGCACAGUCUUCGAAGUAGCUGAUGUUAUGAAACAAUUCUUACGUGACUUACCGGAUCCCAUUCUUACCAUUGACUUACUAAAAAACUGGCCUUCUGAAGUUAACAUUGGUGUUGAGGGCAUAUCUCUCUCGUAUGGCCUCAAACAGCAGCCGGUUAUCCAUAUGCUGUACUUAGACAAGACGAGUUGCUCCGUAACUGCUCUCAUUCACCCCAGCGUAGAAACCAUCAAAUCCCUUGUAAAGGAGUACGUUCCUGAGCCAAGACGACGAAAUCUCUUUCUCCUUCUUACCUUUCUUUCCAAAGUCGUGGAGCAUCAAUCCACCUCAAAAAUGACCUCAGAAAAUCUCGCUGUCACAUUGUGGAUGAGUUUCCGCAGUAAGGGGGAUGCAAAAAAUGUUCCAUUUGUGGUCCAAUGCCUCAUUAACAAUGCAAAGUCUCUCAUUGAGGGUGAAAAGGAAGCGACGCUUUUUUCUCCAGCUACGCCUGCUACUCCUCGUGUUGGCAAAAGGAAUGCACCACCUCGUCCAAAAACUCCACCUCAAACAAUGAGUUACAGGUCCCAACAGUCUAUUAACGAGACUUCCAUUCCUCCGGCAGCAGUAGUAGCUCCCAGAAACUCAGCUCCUCAAAUGAUGACAAGCUUCAGCAACAAUGAACAGCGCUCUAAAUCUGACGUGGACCCAGUCCAAGUGCCCCGGAAAACAUCUCCAACGCCCAUUUCCAUUGAACAGCCAGAGGUUUCCACCGAAAAGGAAGCAUCUGUAUAUCCUCCUUCAUCUUCUUGUGAAAAUAGUGAGAACUUGAAAAUGAACAAGGACUCUGCUGAUCAGCAAAAUGAAACUGAAGAAUCAGAAGUAAAUAUUACCCCGGAAUCAGAAAGAAUACCCACGCAAUCUUCCCCAGAGAAAUCAUCUCGUAAAUCAUCUCCGGACGGAAACGUGAAGAAGGAGGAACAUAGAAUGUCAAAUGUUUCGAAAACUCACAAGAAAGAAAAGCUAGAAUUUGAUCCCGAGGAAGACGAGGAGGAGGAAAAGUCGACAAAUGCUUCUCCAAAAGAGCGACAUACCACCGUGGAAGAGGGGGCCACAGAGAAACGAGAUAAAGACAGCAAUGGAUCUGUGCGUAAGGAUCCUAGCAGCCAUAGAUCUUCGUCUGGCUCAGUUCCUCCAAGACCUACCAGUUCGCCAAAGAGGUCAUCGAUGUUUUGA